CUCCGGCGAGUUUAGUCUUCGCGUGUAAUUCAUUCCUAAACUACAAACAAAUACAAGUUCUUAAUAUUUCUGAAACAUAAAUUCAACACUAUGCAGUGGCCGAUCGCGUACGUGGGUGUAUUCGCUUUAGUUGCGGUCGUUUCUCUGGUACCAGCUGGCGAUGCAGCGCGCAUACUUGGCUUCUUCCCAUCACCGAGUCAAUCGCAUUUGAUCAUACACUGUGCACUGACUGAGACACUGGCACGCGCCGGACACAAUGUAACGGUGAUCGCGACCAAACCAAAUCCUUAUCCAAAUGCCGCAUACAAAUACAUAUAUAUCGAGACACCUUUGCUGUCCGCAACUUUUAUGGAUAAAUUUAUCAACGAUCCGCCACCAUUCUACAUAAAAUAUCCGCAUUUGGUAACUGAAGCCUCGCAGAUGAACAAUAGAACACUAUGGCAUCCGGAAAUGCAGCAGUUCUUGCGUGAACACCGGGCGGGUUCCUUCGACUUGCUGUUAUUGGGCUAUUUUAUCAAUGACUUUCAUGUGGGACUCGGUGCGCAUUUCGAUUGUCCGGUGAUAAUUUCUUUUAUGGUACAACCCAUAUUUUCACUCAACGAAAUGAUCGGCAAUCCUAGCGAACACGCGUAUGUUCCGACAUUGCUCAGUGGUCUGAAGCAACCCAUGGACAUUUGGGCGCGUUUACAAACGUAUCUCUUAUACCUCUAUGAAUAUUUUGUCAUGGGUCCGUUGCUGGAAAGCGCACAGCAAACGCAUUAUAGUUAUAACUUCCCCGUCAGCAGCGGUUACCCCAAUUUCCUUGAAGCGCGUCGCAAUGUCGCCUUAAUAUUCACUAAUCACUGGUUUGCACAGGGUCCCAUACGUCCCAACGUACCGAAUCUCAUCGAAAUAGGUGGUAUACAAAUCAAAGAGCAACCUGAUCCACUACCCACCGAUAUCGCCGAAGUGCUGAAUGGCUCACCAGAGGGUGUGAUCUACUUCAGUUUAGGUACCAAUGUACGUGGUGAUCUCUUAAAGGCAGAUAAAGCGCGUAUAAUUUUCAAUGUAUUGUCCAAGUUGCCUUACAAGGUCUUGUGGAAAUGGGAUGAAAACGACUGCCCAGGCAAUGCGUCGAACAUUAUCAUUAAAAACUGGCUGCCACAGGACGACAUACUUGGACAUCCAAAUGUCAAACUUUUCAUUACACAUGGUGGGAAAGGUAGCGUGGUGGAGUCGGAAUAUCAUGGCGUACCCAUGGUGGGUAUACCAUUCUACGCUGAUCAGCACGCAAAUUUGAAGGAACUGCAGCAACUAGGCUUUGGUCUGUAUUUAGAAUACCCAGAAUUGACUGAAGACAGUUUCAGGCGUGCCAUCGAAGACGUGAUCAACAAUCCGAAGUAUACAAAAGCGAUACGCGCCUUCUCGAAAGUGUACCGCGAUCGACCGAUGACACCGCGUCAAUCGGUGGUCUGGUGGGUAGACUAUGUGCUGCGGCACAAGGGCGCGAAACAUAUGCAAUCACCGGCGGUGCAUUUGACGCGUUGGCAGCUCAUGUCUUUGGAUGUGUUGAGUUUGUUAUUGGCGAUCGCGGCAGUUGUGGUAGGUUUCGGGGUAGUUAUGGUGAGAUUCUGUAUCUCAAGGAUACGCGCGCGGGUGGUAAAAAGGAAGGGCAGCGUCACGAAUGGUGUGAGCAAAAAGAAGAAGCUCAAAUAACAAUAUAAUAGUUGUCUGAUUUACAUAUAUAAAAAAAAGUUUAAAUAAAUUAAAAUAAUUUAUUUACUAAUUAAAUAAAAAAUA
Molecule: messenger RNA, 1779 nt
Organism: Zeugodacus cucurbitae (melon fly)
Lineage: Eukaryota; Metazoa; Arthropoda; Insecta; Diptera; Tephritidae
Product: UDP-glycosyltransferase UGT5
Exons: 2
Coding region: 91-1695 (534 amino acids)
Molecular function (GO): UDP-glycosyltransferase activity
Source: RefSeq, a predicted model, not a curated record